Messenger RNA from Prunus armeniaca (apricot), 498 nucleotides. Lineage: Eukaryota; Viridiplantae; Streptophyta; Magnoliopsida; Rosales; Rosaceae. The record is from the annotation of a GenBank genome assembly.
AUGGCCGACCCAAGCUCCGCCGCUGGCGACGGCGAUUCCAAAGACAAUUCCGUCGCCAAGACUGCCGGGUUGGUGGUCUUCUCGGGCAUCGCCCUGAGCAUUCUCAAAGCGUUAAACCCUUUUAACAAAAAAAGAAAUGAAGAAACUCCACUCAGUGAGUCAACUCAGCCCAUUCAGCUGACUUCUUCGCAGCCUCAGCUUCAGCCUCAGCCUCAGCCUCAGCUUCAGCCUCAGCCUCAGCCUCAGCCUCAGCCUCUCCCUCCCCAACAACAACCCAUUCUCAAGGAACCACACCCUCCUCUGCCCAAAACCAUUACGAGCAUGGACCAAAAUGUGCCAGACACACCGAAGUCGUCGCAUAAGACAAUAGAGAUUGAGAAAGGAGAUACACUUUGGGGGCUCUCUAGAGAAUAUGGGGUAUCCAUUGAAGCGAUCAAAGAGGCUAAUGGUCUUACAGGGGAUACAAUAUAUGCUGGCAAGAAGCUUAUCAUUCCAUGA